Pseudophryne corroboree (corroboree frog) is the source of this 940-nucleotide messenger RNA. RefSeq names its product proteasome 20S subunit alpha 5 (gene PSMA5). The record is from RefSeq and is a predicted model, not a curated record. Gene Ontology annotation, cellular component: proteasome core complex, alpha-subunit complex; proteasome core complex; nucleus. Lineage: Eukaryota; Metazoa; Chordata; Amphibia; Anura; Myobatrachidae. Gene Ontology annotation, biological process: proteasome-mediated ubiquitin-dependent protein catabolic process. Bases 73 to 798 code for a protein of 241 amino acids. The transcript has 9 exons.
GUGUAGGCCGCAGUGAGUUAGCAGCGGCUGUUCCUGUUGCAGUGUCUGAUCUCAGCGUCCUGUAGCGGCAGCAUGUUUCUAACGCGUUCUGAGUACGAUAGGGGGGUAAACACAUUCUCUCCGGAAGGCAGACUCUUUCAAGUAGAAUAUGCCAUAGAAGCUAUAAAGCUUGGCUCCACAGCCAUCGGUAUCCAGACAUCUGAAGGGGUAUGCCUUGCGGUGGAGAAACGGAUCACAUCACCGCUGAUGGAGCCCGGAAGCAUUGAGAAAAUCGUAGAAAUAGAUGCUCAUAUAGGCUGCGCAAUGAGUGGAUUAAUUGCAGAUGCUAAGACCCUAAUCGAUAAAGCUAGAGUUGAAACUCAGAAUCACUGGUUCACAUAUAAUGAAACAAUGACUGUGGAGAGUGUCACACAAGCGGUGUCAAAUCUAGCACUACAGUUUGGGGAGGAGGAUGCUGAUCCUGGAGCCAUGAGUCGUCCAUUUGGGGUUGCUUUGCUGUUUGGUGGAGCAGAUGAGAAAGGACCUCAGCUUUUUCACAUGGAUCCCUCUGGGACUUUCGUGCAGUGUGAUGCUAGGGCCAUUGGGUCUGCUUCUGAAGGGGCACAGAGCUCAUUGCAGGAGGUGUAUCAUAAGUCAAUGACUCUGAAAGAAGCCAUUAAAUCAUCGCUCACAAUCCUAAAGCAGGUGAUGGAAGAGAAGUUGAACGCCACAAAUAUUGAGCUUGCUACGAUAGAGCCUGGGAAGAAGUUUCACAUGUACUGCAAGGAAGAGAUGGAAGAGGUUAUAAAGGACAUUUGAUCGUAAUCACACUAGACUCUCCAGUGCAGAUUGGACCACAGCUGACAGUUCCUGCGUACAGUUUUUUUUUUUUUUUUAUGAUUGUGUCUGUAUAUAGACGCAGGUUCUAGUUGCCCAAAAUAAACCCUUUUCUUACUCUCAA